Molecule: messenger RNA, 2986 nt
Organism: Equus caballus (horse)
Lineage: Eukaryota; Metazoa; Chordata; Mammalia; Perissodactyla; Equidae
Gene: SINHCAF
Product: SIN3-HDAC complex associated factor
Biological process (GO): negative regulation of cell migration
Cellular component (GO): Sin3-type complex
Source: RefSeq, a predicted model, not a curated record
GCGCCGGGGCCGCGGCUCAGCGCCCGCGCCCCGCCAGCGGCCCUCCGCCGCAACUUUCUCCCCGAUCCAAGUUAUUUUCUUUACCAACACACGCCCCGGGAGCAUUCCGAGCUGCUGCCUCCUUGCCUCCCUUCUCGGCCGUCACCGCGUGCCCGGGGGGGAAGCGCAGCUCGGAGGGCCCCGAGGGCCGUGCGAGGCCGGGGGAGGCAUUUUGCUGCUUUCGGGGAAACCGGCGAGGACGGCGAUCCCCCUUGUCCCCCCGCCGCCGAGCCGUGGCCCGGACGUUCAGGGGACUCAGCCCCGACGACACCCGAGAAACCACGCUGGGGAAGUUUCGGGGCUCCCUGUUGUCCUACAAAGGGAAGCGAGGACUGUGGCCGAAUUACUAUUGCCCAGAAGAAAAGAUGUUUGGUUUUCACAAGCCAAAGAUGUACCGAAGUAUAGAGGGCUGCUGUAUUUGCAGAGCGAAGUCCUCCAGUUCUCGAUUCACUGAUAGUAAACGCUAUGAAAAGGACUUCCAGAGCUGCUUUGGGUUGCAUGAGACUCGCUCAGGAGACAUCUGCAAUGCCUGUGUGCUGCUCGUGAAAAGAUGGAAGAAAUUGCCAGCAGGAUCGAAAAAAAACUGGAAUCAUGUGGUAGAUGCAAGAGCAGGACCCAGUCUAAAGACUACAUUGAAACCAAAGAAAGUGAAAACUCUGUCUGGAAACAGGAUAAAAAGCAACCAGAUCAGUAAACUACAGAAGGAAUUUAAACGUCACAAUUCUGAUGCUCACAGUACCACCUCAAGUGCCUCCCCCGCUCAGUCUCCUUGUUACAGUAACCAGUCAGAUGAUGGCUCUGAUACAGAGAUGGCUUCUGGCUCUAACAGAACACCAGUUUUUUCCUUUUUAGAUCUCACAUACUGGAAAAGACAGAAAAUAUGUUGUGGGAUUAUCUAUAAAGGCCGUUUUGGGGAAGUCCUCAUUGACACACAUCUCUUCAAGCCUUGCUGCAGCAACAAGAAAGCAGCCGCCGAGAAGCCGGAGGAGCAGCGCCCCGAGCCUCUGCCCCUGCCCCCUCAGGAGUGGUGACUGAGGUGUAUGUAGAAGGGGAUCAACGCGAGAUUGAAAUGUUGGAAAGGAAACAAAGCAACAAAACGACCCUCCUAUUUGUAACUCGGAUACCCGCUCUUCUGCCAAAAGACAAUUUCUAGAAUAGUUUCGAAUGGGUUAUUUUUCCUCCGGUUCCAUAAACUCUGACGCCAGUGUCUAGCUUACUAAAAGAAAAAAGUGUACAUAAUAUUUAAGAUGCUGAGUAUUUCAUAGGAAAGCUGAAUGCUGCUGUAAAGUGCUCUUUAAGUCUUUUUUUUGUUUGUUUAAUCCCCUUCUAAUGAAUGAAACUAGGGGAAUUUCAGGGGACAGAGAUGGGAUUUGUUGUAUGAUAAACGUAUGUAGUUCUAGUCUUUCUAUAUUGAGAAGCAGUGGUUGGGGCAUUUUUUAAGAUGGCUGGUUAUACUUAUUUUCCUUCAUGAUAAUAAAUUUGUCAUAACUCAGUAACAUGGACUUGCCCCUAGAGGGAGUUGUUAAUAAUUUUGAAAGAUUAAGGUCUUGCCAAGGUUCUGAUGAUUGAAACCUGUACUACUGAAUAUUAAGCAGGCCAGACUAAGCUCUCUGGUACAAAUACUUUGAAGGAGUACCUUCUAAAUAGACAGAAGUAACUUGACUGUAUAUGUUGUCACCUUCCUCCAUAUUGAUAUUUGAUAAAGAUUUUAAUUUAUAUGAAACUUCUAAGGCAGAAUGAAAGCUCCUCUUGGGGAAAUGUCAAGUCUUUUGGAUAAGCAAUCCUGUAUGAAUAGUACCAAAGCAUUACCAUAUGGUAGAGAACACACUCUAUUAAAAAUUAAAUUAUCUGAAGAGUAGAAUGUGCAAGUCUUCAGGAUGGCACACACACAAAAGGUUAAUGCUUCUUGGGGCACAUUUCUUAGAGGGCUUGCUGAGUGUGUAAAUAAUUGACUUUUGUUUGUGUUACAUGACUGGUGACUUCACUGAAAAUCUGCACAAUUCAGUUUUAGCUCUGGAUUACUUCAGUUGACCUUUGUGAAGGUUUUAUCUCUGUAGAGUGGGUGUUUGAGUUGUUUUAACCUGUUGGGUUUUGGGGUUUUUUUUCACUCUAUAUUAAAGUAAAAUUCUGCUCAAAGGAAAGAGGUGUGUGUUAAUGCUGAGUGGGUUGGUUUUGGUUUGGCUUCUUGUAGUCAGGCUUUCUGAACGUUGAGAUGUGUUAGAAGAUACACCCUGAAUGUGGAGCUCUUCAGUUCUAAAAUCUUUAUUAAAAAGCCUCUUACUUGAACCCAAACCAAAGUACUCUCAUUGCCUCUUUUCUAAAAGUUCAGGAAGAGUAGAUCACCAGUUCAGAGUUUUCAUAGUGAGGGAGGAUUGUUUGCCUGCCUUAUAGUAACAUGACUCAGUGCUUAUUUUUAAAACUGGAUUUUAAAGAUUGGAUAGUAUAAAUAACAAUAAGGAGUGAGCCACUUUUUAUGGGCACCCUAUAGUUUUAUAGUUCUUAAUCUAAACUUAAAAUUUUAUAUUUCUUCCUUUUGGAGAAAACUACAAGCCACCGUAUGCACAGACUACGCAGUGAGUUGGGUCGGCUCUCCCAAUGCCUUUGAGGUGUAUGUCAAGAGUCCCAGCCAUUAUCAUCUUCCUCCUGAGUUCUUUCGAAAUGGUUUUUUUUUUUUUGUACAUUUUGGCUGCAGUAUUGGUGGUAGAAUAUACUAUAAUAUGGAUCAUCUCUACUUCUGUAUUUAUUUAUUUAUUACUGGAACUCAACCACAGUCUUCUUUUUCCCCUUCCACCUCUUUGCCUGUAGGAUGUACUGUAUGUAGUCAUGCACUUUGUAUUAAUAUAUUAGAAAUCUACAGAUCUGUUUUGUACUUUUUAUACUGUUGGAUACAUAUAAUCAAAACUUUUACUAGGGUAUUGAAUAAAUUUAGUCUUAUUAGAAAAUAAAA